AGCACAGCAGUAUGAGAAAUCCAAAGUCAUAUGUUUUGCUGUUGCUGUUUUCUGCUUGCUGUUCUGUGAUUCCAGCUUGAUUACACUUAAACUUAAGGCUGGCAAGUUGCUACAUUUUCCUGUAGCAACUAUGGCCUACAAUUUCUCUCAGAACAUUUGGAAAAAUGCUCUUUUAAGUUCGAACCAUGGUGCGUGGGCAUUACAUCGAACCAUUUCCACUACACCGGUGCGUAAUAGAGUGUCGGUAGGACGGUACAAACCCUUGGAGGGACGGAAGCAGUUACUCACAUACGAUCAAGCCAUCAAACCCCAUGAACUUGCUCACAAGAAAAGUUGGAACACUUGGAAUACAAGUACUCUUGAAGGAGGAAGACGUUCCCAGCUCACCACCAUUGAGGACAUGUUCAUUCGACGCUUUAUACAUGGAGCUUGGUUUUGCCAUAUUAAGGGCCAACAGAUCAUUAUUAAACGCCAACACAACAUAAUUCGUAUAGCCUUUUGUUUGCCUAAGAAAUUGCCUCCCCAGUCAGUUUAUUUCAUAACUGGGUUCUGUGAACGAUUAUUGAGUAUAUGGCUACAUUGUCCUGUUAAACUUGAGAUUCAAGCAGUAGAGAAUUAUGAAGGCUAUGUAAAGAUAGUGUAAGAAUGAAACUCAAUUAAAGGUUUUGAUGUCAGUACAAUUUAUUAAUAAUAAAUAUAUUCAUAUAAAUAUGGUUUAAAUUAA
Thrips palmi is the source of this 724-nucleotide messenger RNA. RefSeq names its product 28S ribosomal protein S24, mitochondrial (gene mRpS24). Gene Ontology annotation, cellular component: mitochondrion. The transcript is spliced from 3 exons. Gene Ontology annotation, biological process: translation. Bases 131 to 643 code for a protein of 170 amino acids. Lineage: Eukaryota; Metazoa; Arthropoda; Insecta; Thysanoptera; Thripidae. The record is from RefSeq and is a predicted model, not a curated record.